Messenger RNA from Protopolystoma xenopodis, 1236 nucleotides. NCBI's taxonomy places the organism in Eukaryota, Metazoa, Platyhelminthes, Monogenea, Polystomatidea, Polystomatidae. The record is from the annotation of a GenBank genome assembly.
UUGUACCUUAAUUGCAGGGCUAGACUAGCUCUAUCCAUUUCCAUACAUAUUGCCCGUACUAUAUUCAUUUAUUUUUCAUCUUUACCUCCCGUAUUAUUUUUUAUCUCUAUCACAGGCUGCGAGCUCAGUGGACUAACAAGCUCUGUAGGUGGCCUCAGCCUACACGAAGCCACAGAAGGGACUGCAGUCGGCCAGCAGGGCAUCCGGUAUGAAGAAAUUCGCAGCUUUGUCGACCUUUAUCGCCAGCUUGUAGGAGCCUCUUGCCAUGAGAGCCUUGACCAAAUUGGUGGGGAAGAUGAAGGGACGGAACAGAAUCAGGAAACGGCGAAAAAUGAGCAUGAGGGCAUCCAUAGUGAUCGGCUCAUACCAAGUAUGACCACUAAUAUGGCCAAUGGAGUGCUCUCCCCAGGAAUUGCUCCACUUCGCCGAUUGAAGAUCCAAACGAUGCUUGGGAUAGAUCAGUUGGAAGCGGAUCGCGCUGCUGUGCAGCGCCAUUUAGCCAGCAUCGAAUGCGCCUGUCAGGCUGCCAGAGAUCUAUUGUCGGGCUCAGAAGCCGCCUCCAUGCCUCUUCUUGAUAGCAUGAUUUCCAAAGCCCCUAAAAAUUCAGUCUCUUUGUCCUCUUCUCCCAUUUCUUUUUCGGCCUCGUCCUCUAAUUUCAAACGUUCACAACUAAAAAAAUCGACGACACAAGUUGAUGAAGCCCAAUAUUUUCAGCCUGGUCCUCUUCGGGUAGCACAGUCUUUCGACAGGAAAGUGACCCUUGAUUCUAAGGACGUACGUCUUGAACCUGUUAUGGAAACAGAUGCUUCCCUUGCCAUCUCAUCCUGUUCUUCUCUGUCUUUCUCGGAUUCUUCAGCGUUGCCUUUUCCAUCUUGUUAUUCUGGUCGACCAGGCGCAGUCGGAAAAGUGCCAUCUGUGCCCAACCCAUCAGAGAGAGAAAUUAGCUCAACAAACAAUUCAUGGAGCCAACGUUCCACGGAACGUGCAACUCCACGGGCUGUAAAUCCGGAAACCGACUCAGUACUUAAGGAUAGCCCAGCUCGGGCUGCUUCUAUUGCUGAUUGUGUUGUGCUGCCGUCACCAAUACUAGGCACAACGACUGUUGUUGCCGCGCAUGAAGAGUCUGGGACUAGCGAAGCGAAAGUGAUAAAGGCUGGCAGACGUUCAAGGGGUCUAGCCGCUAAGCGAAUCAGUCAGAAAGCGACUUCAAAUGAUGCCCCUACCUGGCAGAAUUAG